Lotus japonicus is the source of this 699-nucleotide messenger RNA. Its product is annotated as homeobox-leucine zipper protein HDG1-like. The coding region runs from base 1 to 699 and encodes 232 amino acids. The record is from RefSeq and is a predicted model, not a curated record. Gene Ontology annotation, molecular function: DNA-binding transcription factor activity, RNA polymerase II-specific; DNA binding. The transcript is spliced from 4 exons. Gene Ontology annotation, biological process: regulation of DNA-templated transcription. Lineage: Eukaryota; Viridiplantae; Streptophyta; Magnoliopsida; Fabales; Fabaceae.
AUGGUAAUUGGGGCUUUUUCUUUCCCAUUUUCCCUUGCUGAUUUUUCUGUGUAUUCUUCUGGUUUUGGUGGGUGUGUUUCUGAUGGUAUGUCUUGUGGAACGGUUGCUGAGGGUAUGGUUGCUAGGUCUGUAGAAGCUCCCAAGCUUCCUAAGUGGCGAGGCCGCCCUAUCAAGAUUUCGAUUUGGCCCCAGUUUCAGGGGAAGCAGCGUUGCCUUCUUGUCCCCGUGGGCGCCCGAGGAAGAAGCAGAUAUCAGUUGUGGAGCCUGAGCUAUGUUCUUUUUCAGCAAGGGAAAAUGGAGGGCAACAGUGAAAUGAGGAACAGCGAUUACCAAAAUAGGAAUGGACGUGAUAUCUCCAAAGGAGCAUUUGAUGAUAAUCUACAUGCAGGUGGUGGCCAGCUCCGAAAAAGGAAGAGAUUCUCUCCUCAACAAAUUAAGGAGCUUGAAGAUGUGUUCAAGAAGACUUCUUAUCCUAAUGAGAUUGAAAGAUCAGAUCUUAGUAAUAGACUUGGCUUGGAGAAAAAGAGCGUUGCGUUCUGGUUUCAGAAUAGAAGAGCCAAAUCGAAGAAGGAAAAUUUAUUGUUGGAGAAUGAGAAGCUCCGGGCAGAAAAUCGUGUGCUGAAGCAAGCCAUAGCUGAUUCAACUCUCAACAACUGUGAUGGCCCGAUAAUAUUUAGUAAGCACUCAAAUUCAAUGUAA